GCUGAGGGAUAUUCCUGACAAUAAUCGGUGUCAGAGGGGUCGUUGUGAACAACAUGUGAUGGCUGUAUUUCUAUACAAACUUCCUCUACGUAUGACAUCAUCUCGACACUCUCACAGAUUAAGCACAGUUCUCAAUCAUAUCAUAAAGAUGGACGACAGAUCACAGAGCACAGCUGGAAUCAUUGUCAUUGGUGAUGAGAUUCUGAAAGGGCAAACAGCUGACACCAACUCACACUUCAUCUGCAAGCAUCUCUUCAGCCUCGGGGUCACAGUGAAAAGGAUCUCUGUGAUUGGCGAUGACAAAGAUACCAUUGCUGAGGAGGUUGCUAAUUUCUCCAGUGCCUAUACCCACGUCAUCACAUCGGGGGGGAUCGGCCCAACACAUGAUGACAAGACACUGGAAAGUGUGGCGAAGGCAUUCAGUGAGGAGACCUACCCACACCCGCAGUUGGUGGAGCUGAUAAAGGGAUACUUCGGAACUGAUGACCUCACUUCUCCCAAGAUGAAGAUGGCAUUUAUCCCCAAGUCUGCUACCUUGAAGUAUGGAGUCAACAAAAACACUGGCAAGAAGGCCUUGUACCCCCUGGUAUCGGUGAAGAACGUACAUAUGUUCCCUGGUGUCCCGGCUCAACUGGAGAGGGCCUUUAAUAUGUUGGAGAAAGAGUUGUUCAUGAACCCUGGGGUAGAGUUCCACACCCAGGAUGUCUAUGUCAACCAGGAUGAGAUGUCAGUUGCCACAGUCCUCAACCAGGUGGACGAGAAAUUUCGGAAACACGUCUUGCUGGGGUCGUACCCUGUGGCACACAACAGUUACUACAAAGUGAGGCUGACGCUGGAGUCUCUAGAUGCAGACAAACUCAGACAGGCCUGUGACUAUCUGAAGGAGAGCCUGCCACAAGACAGCGUGGUGAUGUAUGAGAAUGACCCAGUGUCUGCCGCGGUGAAGCAGUUGUACACGCUGGUGGAGUCGACUGAAGACACUGUGUACGCCAACAACGUCCGACAUGCCGUCAAGGUCAUUGAAGAAGGUCUGCAGAAAUACCCCCUAGAGGAGAUCUGUGUUGGUUUCAAUGGAGGGAAGGACUGCACAGCUCUGCUCCACCUGUGUCAUGCUGUUGUCAAGAAAAUGUACCCUGAUUCCACAACCAAACUGAAUGCCCUGUACAUCCGAAGUAAGCUUCCAUUCCCUGAAGUAGAAGAGUUUAUACAGGUGUCUAGAGACAGAUAUAAUUUAGAAAUGCUAAGAUUUGAUGGUAGAAUAAAAAAUUGUAUGAGUGAACUUCAAGAGCAGCAUCCCAGGGUCAAGGCCGUCAUCAUGGGAACAAGACGUACAGAUCCAUAUUCGGAUCACCUCGAGUCUUUCUCCAUGACGGACGCUGACUGGCCACAGUUCAUGAGAGUUAACCCGCUGUUAGAGUGGCAGUACAGUGAUGUGUGGACAUUCCUGCGCUCCUUCUGUCUGCCAUACUGUAGUCUGUAUGACCGGGGGUACACGUCCCUGGGAAGUAUGAACAACACACACCCCAACCCCCGUCUGCAGUACCGUGAUGACAAGGGUGUGGUCUACUACCGGGCUGCUUAUGAACUGGACCAGCAGGAGAAGGAACGAGAUGGACGCAACUAACGGCAACCUACAUAGGAGAUGGACGCAACUAACGGCAACCUAUAUCGGAGAUGGACCCAACUAAUGGCAACCUACAUAGGAGAUGGGUGCACCUAACAGCAACCUACAUAGGAGAUGGAGGCAACUAAUGGCAACCUACAUAGGAGAUGGAGGCAACUAACGGCAACCUACAUAGGAGAUGGACGCAAUUAACUCCAACCAGCAUCGGAGAGAGAUGCAGUUGACACAACUUGCAUUAGAGAGUGACAUAAUCAGUGCAACCUGCACAGAAGAGAUAGACACUACCUCACGGCAACCUUCAUCGAAAAACCUAACAUCAACCUAAAUCCGAGAAGGAUGCUAUUAACAGCAACCUAAAUCCAAGAGGGAUGCAAUUAACGGCAACCUACAUCCCAGAGGGGUGCAAUGAAUAGCAACCCACAAAGGAGAGUGAUGCAAUUAACGGCAACCACCACUGGAGAUGGACACAAACUAAUGGCAACCUACAUCCAGGAAGAAUGCAAUUAAUGGCAACCUAUCAACCUAGAAACUAUCAGUGCUUGCCUUUACGACAGCUCUGAUCCUUUAGAUCCUUUUUGUGAAUAUGAAAUAUGGCGUUCUUCAAUGUCAGUGUUUGUUCCUCCAGAUCCUUACAGCAAGCUGACACGUGGGCGUUCUGCAACGUUGGUUCCUCCAGAUCCUUACAGCAAGCUGACAUGUGGCGUUCUGCAAUGUUGGUUCCUCCAGAUCCUUACAGCAAGCUGACAUGUGGCGUUCUGCAAUGUUGGUUCCUCCAGAUCCUUACGGCAAGCUGACACGUGGGCGUUCUGCAACGUUGGUUCCUCCAGAUCCUUACGGCAAGCUGACAUGUGGCGUUCUGCAACGUUGGUUCCUCCAGAUCCUUACAGCAAGCUGACACGUGGGCGUUCUGCAACGUUGGUUCCUCCAGAUCCUUACAGCAAGCUGACAUGUGGCGUUCUGCAAUGUUGGUUCCUCCAGAUCCUUACAGCAAGCUGACAUGUGGCGUUCUGCAAUGUUGGUUCCUCCAGAUCCUUACGGCAAGCUGACACGUAGGCGUUCUGCAACGUUGGUUCCUCCAGAUCCUUACGGCAAGCUGACACGUGGUC
This is a messenger RNA of Haliotis rufescens (red abalone), 2730 nucleotides long. RefSeq names its product FAD synthase-like. The transcript is spliced from 13 exons. The record is from RefSeq and is a predicted model, not a curated record. Bases 59 to 1624 code for a protein of 521 amino acids. Gene Ontology annotation, biological process: FAD biosynthetic process. NCBI's taxonomy places the organism in Eukaryota, Metazoa, Mollusca, Gastropoda, Lepetellida, Haliotidae. Gene Ontology annotation, molecular function: FMN adenylyltransferase activity.